This is a messenger RNA of Acipenser ruthenus (sterlet), 5792 nucleotides long. RefSeq names its product nucleus accumbens-associated protein 1-like. Gene Ontology annotation, biological process: regulation of transcription by RNA polymerase II. The transcript is spliced from 6 exons. NCBI's taxonomy places the organism in Eukaryota, Metazoa, Chordata, Actinopteri, Acipenseriformes, Acipenseridae. The record is from RefSeq and is a predicted model, not a curated record. The coding region runs from base 51 to 1706 and encodes 551 amino acids. Gene Ontology annotation, molecular function: protein binding; DNA-binding transcription factor activity, RNA polymerase II-specific; RNA polymerase II cis-regulatory region sequence-specific DNA binding.
CCCCCCCCCUCGAUGACUCGGCGCUCGGUGGCCCGCCUGGAUCACAAUGAAUGGCUGCCUGUGGCUGUAGCGAGAGACUGAGAAGAGGGAGAGAGAGAGAGAAGCGCGACUCCUCCAUUGAAACACUUUCUCAUCGCUUACGGCAAAGGGGACAGCGUGGUGCCAGUGGAAGCACCAUGUCUCAGACGCUGCAGAUGGAGAUUCCUAACUUCGGCAACAACAUCCUGGAGUGCCUGAACGAGCAGCGGCUGCAGGGGCUGUACUGCGACGUGUCCGUGGUGGUCAAGGGCCACGCCUUCAAGGCCCACCGCGCCGUGCUGGCGGCCAGCAGCUCCUACUUCAGAGACCUCUUCAACAGCGGCAGCAAGAGCAGCGUGGUGGAGCUGCCGUCGGCCGUGCAGCCCCAGAGCUUCCAGCAGAUCCUGUCCUUCUGCUACACGGGGCGGCUCAGCAUGAACGUGGGGGAGCAGUUCCUGCUCAUGUACACCGCGGGCUUCCUGCAGAUCCAGCAGAUCAUGGAGAAGGGCACCGAGUUCUUCCUCAAGGUCAGCUCUCCCAGCUGCGACUCCCAGGGGCUCCACGCCGAGGAGACCGGCCCUUCCUCGGAGCCCCAGAGCCCCGUCGCCCAGACCGGCCGCCCCCCGUCCUGCCACACCCCGCUCGCCCUGGCCUCCCGCGUCAAGACGGAGCAGCAGGACGGCUCCUCCGACUCAGUGGUGUGCGCCCCCGUCGCCAAGCGCCUCUGGGAGGGGGGCAGCCGGGACUCGGGGGCUUCCGGGGGGGGCACGAGGAAGGCGGCUCGCUUCUCUCAGGAAGCCGGCCGGGCGGGAGUCGGAUCGGGAGGGGGGCAGAACAACAGCAACAACGGCGGCAACAGCCAUGGCAGCGCGUCCGAGAGGACCAGCCCCGGCACAUCCAGUGCCUACACCAGCGACUCGCCAAACUCCUACCAUGACGAGGACGAGGAGGAGGAGCCUGGAGAGGAGAGCACCGAGGAGCAGUACAGGCAGAUCUGCAACAUGUACACCAUGUACAGCAUGCUGAAUGUGGGGCCCGCAGCGGGCGAGCGGGUGGACGCCCUGCCUGAUCACAUGACCUCGGACACUCGGAGCAGGAUGCGGGUUCGACAGGACCUGGCCUCGCUGCCCGCCGAGCUCAUCACGCAGAUCGGGAACCGCUGUCACCCCAAACUGUACGAGGAGGGGGACCCCGCGGAGAAGCUGGAGCUCGUCACCGGUACCAGCGUGUUCAUCACCCGCGCUCAGCUGAUGAACUGCCACGUGAGUGCAGGGACACGACACAAAGUGCUGCUGAGGAGACUGCUGGCCUCCUUCUUCGACAGGAACACUCUGGCAAACAGCUGUGGCACAGGAAUCCGCUCCUCCACCAACGACCCGAGCAGGAAGCCGCUGGACAGCCGCGUGCUGCACGCCGUCAAGUUUUACUGUCAGAACUUCGCUCCGAGCUUCAAGGAGAGCGAGAUGAACGCGAUCGCGGCCGACAUGUGCACCAACGCGCGGCGCGUCGUCCGCAAGAGCUGGAUCCCCAAACUCAAGCUGCUGAUGGCCGAGGGGGAGCAGUACCCCACCUUCCUGCCCGACACCGCCAAGAUGGAGGCCGAGGUGCUGGCGCAGGCUGAGCACGGGUUCGAAAGCAGCAGCAGCCACGACGCGGACGCAGCCUCGGCUGGGGAGGGGCUCCAGUGAGAGGGGGGAGGGAGGGAGGGAGCAGCGCUUACUUUAUUAAGUGAUGAUGAUAACACCCUGCCCCCCCCGCCCCCCAGCACACACACACACACACGUGCGUGCGGGCGUGAGUCACCUUCAUUUCAGCUUCCUCCUCAAACCAACAGUCUGGACCCCCCAGCACACACACACACUGCCCCCUAGUGCACUGGAGGCUCAGCUGAGCCCAGCAGCAGGUGUGUGUGUGUGUGUGUGUGAGGGGUUGGUUAUAGAGAUGAAUCUGCCCUUUUCAAUGCAGCCCCCUCCCCCCCUUCAGUGUUCUUCCUGAACCGAAGGGGACCCCAGCCUGACCCCCACGCGCCCGGGGGACGCUGCACCGCGCUGUGAGAAACACUUUUUUGAUUUUUGAAUGUAGUGGUUGUUAGGACUGGGUUAUAGACCCAGCCUGAUAGUCGUGUUGAAAGGCCAACACUAUUUUAAUAGCAGAGCUGCCUGGCUCAACCCAUUCCUCUCCCUGUGGUCCUGGAAGCACACCUGGGGCAGUUACAGUAAGGCUUCAAUUACAGUAAGGCUUCAAUUACAAUUACGCUAUAGUAAUUCCAAUUGCACUAAAACGUCACAAGCAGCUGCCCACUGUGUGUGUUCUGUACAAGAUUAUCGAUGGAGCGACAGGUCAAUGCAGAACUGAACUGCGCUCGAUCAGUGACCUGGUGCAAUUAGAAUCUCGCAGGUGUGCCGAGCUCGACUGCAGUGAAUUCUGAAUUGCACCCAGGUGUGCUGUCCGUCUGUCUGUGUGUCUGUGUGUCCCGCUGUCUGCCUGUCUGUCUGUCUGUCUGCAUUGGCAGGGCUGGAUUGAUCUCUGUGUUGAGGAGUUGGUUCCUCAGACUGAACUCAAGCUGACACAGUUUUUAGUAUUUUAGAUUUUGUUGUUGGUUUUUUUUUUUUUGGUUUUUAUGUUCGAUUUUUCUUUUAAACUGUCUGUGUGAAGAAAGGUGCGGAAGAAGAUUGAAAAACUAACAUUUUUUUAAAUACUAUUAUAGAGAGAUUGUUUUAAAAAAAAAAAAAAAUAAUAAUUUCAAGGUGGAGUUUGAUGUGAAGGCGAAUUCCCAUUAUAGUUCCCCCUCCCACGCACACACAGAGAGAUUUGGAAAGUCUUUUAAGAGUUUUAACAGGCAGGUCCCUCCCCUCUGGGAUGGGAAUGAGACUCCCGCUGCACAGCAGUGUGAUCCGUUCCUGGUUUCACUGCGAGCCCAGUCAGACACACCUGAGCUCGUUACCUGUACACGCUGUGGCGGAUCAAGCUGGCAGUAAAUCCAGGACUGGGGUGACGCUGCUGUGCAAUAGGAGUCUUAUUCCCGUCCCUGACGCGGGUCAAACAGCUUCUCUUCCAAUCCGACCCCAAAGAAACUCAAAUCCAAACCCCGGACCGCGCAGCCGGGCUCAGCAGAUAAAGAGGAGUCUCUCCGCAGCGAUGAGAUCACUGUGCUCAAAGUGCUGAGGCUGGGGGUGACUGGCGGGUUUAAGAAGCCAGCGAGCCGGCCAGCGCCUGAUUGAAAUGGGGUUCCAUUUCCAGGAGGGGAGACGGCCUGUCUCUGGAUUGUCCGGGGGUCGUGCGUUCGAGGGGCGUCUUCAGAGCGCUUUUUAAAUUCCGGGCUUUCCAUGGGGAGUGUGUGUUUUUAUUCGCAUUCGUUUUAGAAUCCUGUAUUUUUUUUUUUUAGAGAAAGGGAACAUGCUUGCUGUUUGCUUGAGAAUACUGAGGCGCUUGUCCUUCGGGACGCUCCAUAUAAUGAACGGGCUGUAGUGAAUCCCCCACGUCGAAUCUCGCACCCCCCUCGAGGAGGGACGCGCUGCUCUCAAAGUCUUUCUGCGCGCUUUGCUGCUCUGUCGCAUUCGUUUAUUUGAUUAGGUUUAGGUUUCCUGAGUAGAGUUUUGAUUCGGGGUUCCCUAUGUGCGCUCCCCUCUCCCCUUUGUAUCUGUCUGGAGACGGGGCUCCCUGUGCGUGACGGGACAGGGGGGGCUCCCUGUGUGUGACGGGAUGAGGGGGCUCCCCUCUCCCCUGUGUGUGACGGGACGGGGGGGCUCCCUGUGCGUGACGGGACGGGGGGGCUCCCCUCUCCCCUGUGUGUGACGGGACGGGGGGGCUCCCUGUGUGUGACGGGACAGGGAGGCUCCCUGUGUGUGACGGGACGGGGCGGGACGGGCUGCCUGUGUUCUGUCUGGCAGAGAUUAGCUAGCAUAGCUAAGCUGUGUCCUUGACUUAAUAAAUGUAGCGGUUUCUUUAAUACUGAGAGGCCUGCGUUUAGUAAUAUAGGUAAAAAUGCAAUUUCUGUGACUGGCGAUCCCUCCCACACGUAACGCUUCAGAAUGAGGGGGGGCGGUCGCGAUGGCUGUGCCAGAACUCCCUACUGGAACUCGGAGUCGCUUUUAACAAGGAUUUCAAUCGGCAGCCUUUCAAUAAAUCCAUUCGCUACCACGCCAGCCUCAAAACAAGCAGCGUGUCCUUCCCUCACCUUUACGAUUUGGGUGUGUGUUUAUUUUUUUUAAGAACGGCAGUAAGAAUGUCGCCGCCCUGGAGGAGAGGAAGAUUUUCUCCCAAUCGGCUUUUAAAACCCUCAAGUUAAUCGCAAAUUGAUUUAUUGAAUACCUGCAUUUUUUUUUUUUUUUUUUCUAAAUACUUCUUCAAGGCAAUCCCUCCAGUCCCUGUCCGAGACGGCGUGGUGAUUGUUGGUAUGUUGAGCACCUUUUCUGAAUGGCUUUCCUGUUCAGGCUCUGCGCUUCAGGAGUUGGAUUCAGUUGCAGUGGAAGCAGAGCUGUUUUUGUAGGAGGCGUUCCUGAUGUAAAUAGUGGCCAGACUGUUUCACAGAUCUCCGUGUUGGGAAGAUACCUGUGGUUUGGUUGUAGGAGUUUUUCUUUGUUUGUUUGGUUUUUUCAACAUGUAAAUAUUUAAGUCGCUCUGAAAGUGAGACCCCACAAACACGAGGGGUUCAGAGACACUGCGUACCCCAGAGAAAGAGAAAGAGAAAGUGCUGGAGCGAGAGGCAGGCUGUGUGUGUCUCAGGGGGCUCCUCUGAAAGUGCUGGAGCGAGAGGCAGGCUGUGUGUGUCUCAGGGGGCUCCUCUGAAAGUGCUAGAGCGAGAGGCAGGCUGUGUGUGUCUCGGGGGCUCCUCUGAAAGUGCUGGAGUGAGAGGCAGGCUGUGUGUGUCUCGGGGGCUCCUCUGAAAGUGCUGGAGCGAGAGGCAGGCUGUGUGUGUCUCGGGGGCUCCUCUGAAAGUGCUGGAGCGAGAGGCAGGCUGUGUGUGUCUCGAGGGCUCCUCUGAAAGUGCUAGAGCGAGAGGCAGGCUGUGUCUCAGGGGGCUCCUCUGAAAGUGCUGGAUUAAGAGGCAGGCUGUGUGUGUCUCGGGGGCUCCUCUGAAAGUGCUGGAGCGAGAGGCAGGCUGUGUGUGUCUCGGGGGCUCCUCUGAAAGUGCUGGAGCGAGAGGCAGGCUGUGUGUGUCUCAGGGGGGCUCCUCUGAAAGUGCUGGAUUGAGAGGCAGGCUGUGUGUGUCUCGGGGGCUCCUCUGAAAGUGCUGGAUUGAGAGGCAGGCUGUGUGUUUAGUUGCCUUACUUGUAAAUCAAUGUCCACUAGACGUGUGACUCCUUUGUAUCUGCGCUCUCUCUCUCUCUCUCUUUCUCUCUCUCUCUCUCUCUCUCUCUCUCUCUCUCUCUCUCUCUCUCUCUCUCUCUCAUAUAUAUAUACAUACUCUAUAUACUCUCUAUAUUAGUCUGUAAACGCUGUGAUCCUCAGAACACACAGACCGUGAUGUUGCCUCCAGUCUGCUCCAGUGGUGCUUGUGAGCGAUCGCUGUGAUUCACACACAGGGGGCGCUCUGAGCGCAUGUAGUUAAUGUGACUGUUUUUUGUACAGAAGUUCUGUAGCGUUAGGAGUUUACAAUACCGUUACUACUACUACUAACAAUACCUAGAAUACAAGAGAGUAGGUCAGUACUUCCCAAGUCUUUGUAAAUUGAAUUGUUAGAUAAUAGAUGGAAAAGAAGAGUUCUGAUAUUUUUGCAUCGGUGUGUUUUUUUGGAUGUUUAACUGCUGUUGGUGGCCUUUGGGAUGGAGGGA